UCUAAUAAUGGUGACAAUGAUACGGUAUGAUUCCAGUCUUUUUUUGAAAAUGUUCCGCCUUGCAGUGAUUUGUGCUUUGACUGCCCAAGUUUUCGGUGGACCGGUAUCUGGUGGAUUGGCUCCCCAGCUAAGGAACAGAAUAGUAGGCGGGAAAGAUGCCAAGAUUGACCAGUUCCCAUUUCAAGUCUCUCUGCGAUACUAUGGGAGUCAUCGUUGCGGUGGAUCCAUCUAUAAACCGAAUAUUGUGAUAACUGCAGCCCACUGCGUUGAAGGGAUAUCCACUAGCCAGUUGGAAGUUGUCGCAGGAACAACGUUUUGGAACGAAGGCGGUGAACAACGUGGGGUCCACAGAGCUCUUCAAAACAAAGGAUUUUCACCGUUUACCAACGAUUAUGACGUGGCCAUCCUAAUUUUGGAUAAACCUUUUGAGAGGAGUACUUCGGUGCAGCAAAUUGACUUGGCGACGAGUAACACCAUCGUUGAUGAUGGGAGUGCAGCUACCAUUAGCGGCUGGGGUGCGGAAAAUGAAGCAGAAUCCUCUUCGGACGGUCUGAAGUAUGUGGAAGUGAACAUAAUCAACCAAGCAGAGUGUAAAAGUGCAUAUGGUGAUAUGAUCACAGAUAAUAUGAUUUGUGCGGGGUCUGAUGGGAAGGAUGCCUGCUUUGGGGAUUCGGGCGGUCCCAUGGUUGUUGGAGGUAUACAAGUUGGAAUUAUCUCGUGGGGAUAUGGAUGCGCGGUGCCCGGAUAUCCUGGCGUGUAUUCUCGCAUUUCAGCCCUUCGUGAGUGGAUUGAUGAACAGUUGUUUAUAUUUGGAGAUCUAAUGAAAUAAAAUUUUUGAUUUGAUUUGA
Molecule: messenger RNA, 848 nt
Organism: Hermetia illucens (black soldier fly)
Lineage: Eukaryota; Metazoa; Arthropoda; Insecta; Diptera; Stratiomyidae
Product: trypsin alpha-like
Exons: 1
Coding region: 8-829 (273 amino acids)
Biological process (GO): proteolysis
Molecular function (GO): serine-type endopeptidase activity
Source: RefSeq, a predicted model, not a curated record